GAGAGAGAGAGAGAGAGAGAGAACAGAAAAUGAUUCGCCCAAAGAUGAUGUUGGUUACGCUGACGCCCUCUUACACUGGCCAACGUUCAUCCCUAGGCUAAACCUGUACAAAACUAAAUACUACGGAAUUCAACCCGACUGGACAUUUAUCUAGUUCAGAAAACUUGAACAAUGAGCAGCCGGCGGCGACGAUGCAAACGUCAGUUGAUCAAGUUCACUCAGCACAUUGCUCGAUUGAUCUCAGGAACUCUGAAAUCAGAUAAUGAGGACGAAGAGCUGGAGAGCACGACGGAACGGUACCAACCAGAAAAUCUGGAACAACUGCAGUCACAGACCCAUUUUUCCAGACAAGAGUUACAGCUACUCUAUAGAGGAUUUAAGAAUGAAUGUCCAAGUGGAGUUGUGAAUGAGGACACAUUUAAAAACAUCUAUGCUUUGUUCUUCCCAAUGGGAGAUUCAGCAAAAUAUGCAUAUUUUCUCUUUAAUGCUUUUGAUAAAGAUCAAAAUGGCUCACUUAGUUUUGAGGAGUUAGUUUGUGAUCUCUCUGUUCUGUUGAGGGGCACUACUGAGGAGAAACUGAAUUGGGCUUUCAAUCUGUAUGACAUCAACAAAGAUGGACACAUUACUAAAGAGGAAAUGUUUGAUACAUUAAAGUCUAUUUAUGACUUAAUGGGGAAAUCUAUCCAUCCCCGGCUUAAAGAUGAGGCAGUACGGCAACACGUCAGAAUGUUCUUCCAAAAGAUGGACAUAAACCAGGAUGGUGUAGUUACUAUUGAUGAAUUCAUUGACUGCUGCCAGAAAGAUGAAAAUAUCAUGCAGUCUCUUAAGAUUUUUGACAAUGCGGUCUGAACAGCAGCCAGGAAUUCCACCAUCAGAAAUUGGAUUGACUUCAGACAAGAACACUCAUUGGAUGUCAGUUUUGUAAAGUGAUGAACAGCUAUUGUGGCCCAUUCUAGACUAUUCAAGACUGCUCAUUAAUGUUUUGGAUAUUUAUGUUGAUAUAUUUAUGAAAAACUUUAAUUACUGUCAUUCCCCAAAGGUCAUAUGUAAUUUAGAACUGACUAGUGAAUGUAUGUACAGUAUAUUUGUAGAAGUUUGAAAUGUUUACUUGAUGCAAAUAAAUAUGUGUUAGAACAGCAGCUGCAGAUCUGUGAUCUAAAAUGUGUUAGAUCUACAUUUCAAACUGGAACUCGCUCUAGCCUUGAAAUUUACCCCCUUGACUCCUUGUAGUUUCAGAAAUUAGGGUCAAGUUAGACUAUGACCAGAAAUCCUUAUAAAACAAGAUUAGUCACAAUGUCAUGUCCCACAUCUUGACAGGUUUAUGAAUGGCUUCUUAUGUGUCCCAUUUUUUUCAUGGUCAUGUCUUCACCAUAAACCAGUUUUAAUUCAUAAUUAUCACUCAUAGUAGGCUACUAUAAAAUCCAGCAAUAAGAAUGUAAUACUUGCCAGUGAUAGUGAAACCUAUCUUUUGAUCUUUUUCUUUCUUUCUUUUUAAAAGCCAGACCUAAAUGAAUGCCGAUACAUUGCAAACUUUAAAUCGACGGCUCAUUUCUUUAUUCUGACAUUUUGUGGUCCAUGUAUGGGAUCAGUUUCAUUGUAUUAAACAUCAAUUUAUGAAUUCUAUGUAAUUAUAGAUGACAAAUGAUUUCUACAAAAAGGAUGUAUUUUUCUUGUGUAAAGAUUUAAAAAUUUUAAAUUUGUGAUCAAAUUAUGGUCUCCCCUAUAUUUGCUACCAUUGUGACAACAAAAUGAUCGUUUUAAUGAUUUUAUAAUGUCUGACUGCAUCAGUUUUUUUAGUUUAACCCUCAGUGUUUUCCUUAUUGAUUUCUGUAUAUCAUGUAGUCACCUAUCUAUUUACUGUUAGUAAGUCAACAUGUGUUUUAAAAGAUGAACAGUUGCAAUCAGAUUGUUAACAUAUAGUAACAGAAAUCUGAGUUCUCUUAGAAACAGGUCAUAUAUGGUCAUAAAUAAAUGUGAUUAACACUGAGCUCAAUUAAGUAAAAGCAGUAAAUAAUUAAUUAUUGUGACAUAUUCUAGUUCAAGUAUUUGAUAUUGUGAUAACUUUACCCUCAAGGAAUGCCACGUUUUACAGAAUAUUCCUGAUAUAGAUAAAAACUCUCUUUUUUUCAUCUGCAGUUAUCUGUAUUGAGACAU
Molecule: messenger RNA, 2154 nt
Organism: Triplophysa rosa
Lineage: Eukaryota; Metazoa; Chordata; Actinopteri; Cypriniformes; Nemacheilidae
Gene: kcnip4b
Product: potassium voltage-gated channel interacting protein 4b
Exons: 8
Coding region: 172-849 (225 amino acids)
Biological process (GO): regulation of potassium ion transmembrane transport
Cellular component (GO): voltage-gated potassium channel complex
Molecular function (GO): calcium ion binding; potassium channel regulator activity
Source: RefSeq, a predicted model, not a curated record